Messenger RNA from Bactrocera oleae (olive fruit fly), 821 nucleotides. RefSeq names its product beta catenin antagonist chibby (gene Cby). Lineage: Eukaryota; Metazoa; Arthropoda; Insecta; Diptera; Tephritidae. The record is from RefSeq and is a predicted model, not a curated record.
AUGGUCCGAUGAUGCGGUUUUGUUUUCUUUUUCCGACAUAUUUGAACUCUGUUAUCAUGCACAUUUCUUUUAUUUACUCUUGAAUUGGUAGUUAGAAAUUUACAAAUACACAUAUUACUCGGUGCGCUCUACUCAAUUUCAUGCCACCUAAUCCUUUGUCAACCAUACGAAAGCAAAUUUAAGUAACCCCCAAAUAUUGUGAGCGUUUUGUGUUUCCUAAAUACAAGGUUGUUAUGGCAACAGGCCUUUGUGAUAUUAAAUUUUAAUUAUAUUAGUAUUCUGUAAACAUACACACAUAAAUAUGUAUGUGUAUAGUGCAAAUUAGUUUUAAAACAAUGCCGCUUUUUACGAAGAAAUAUGAAUCAAAGCCAAUACCGCCCCGCGCGGCACGCUGUAAUACCGGUUGUCCUGCUAUUAGUGAGGAUUUAGAUGAAUUCAAAAGUAUUUCACUUAAUUUAGGUAGCAAAGAGUUACGUUUUGCUGACGGAAUAUGGAUACAUUCUACUCGCAAAACAGAUGCCGAUGACGUAACACGUUUGAAUCGACGCAUAAAAACUCUUGAAGAGGAGAACAAUAUGUGCAAUUUAAAAAUGGAAAUUUUCCUCGACUUAUUGGCUGAACAAACCACGGAGCUGAACAUUUUUAAAUCAAAAAAUAUAUGAUGAAACAAUAUACAUACAAAUUGUAAUAAAUAUUUUAAGAGACAACAAAUAUGUAUGUAUGUGUUUUGGAGACUUAUUUCAUUAUAGUUUUGAUUUGAACCGCCUUAAAUUUUGUUAUGCAUAUGUAUACAAAUUAAUUUUCGUAAAUAGCUUUAUUUU